Messenger RNA from Caenorhabditis angaria, 884 nucleotides. The record is from the annotation of a GenBank genome assembly. Lineage: Eukaryota; Metazoa; Nematoda; Chromadorea; Rhabditida; Rhabditidae.
AUGACGAAUGAGCAAUUUAACAACAAAAUAAAGGAUACAAAAGGAUCAAAUAAUAUUAUUCAAUAUGAAUAUCAAAAUCGUCGAAGAUAUUUAUCAUUUCCACCAGAAGAUGAUUAUUAUUUAUAUCAAAAUAAUAACCAUGAAACACCAAUUGUAAAAACACCAGUUAUAAACUACAGUAUUCCAAUUGUUGAAAAACCACAAAAACAAUCUUCCACGUUUGAAAGUAUAUCAGCUGCCACAUUAUCUUCGCUGAUUCGAAAUAUUUCAUGGUUUCGAAAAAUUAUAAUAGUUGAUUGUAGAUAUCCAUUUGAAUAUUUUGGAGGCCAUAUCAAAGGUGCUAUUAAUAUUUAUACAUUCGAAGAUUUACAAAAAUAUUUUUAUGAUACUGGUGGAAUUCGAAGCACACUUCAGGGAUUAUUUCCAAUUUUUUAUUGUGAGUUCAGUCAAAUGCGAGGACCAACAAUGGCUAAAAAAUUGAGAACAAUGGAUAUUAAACAACACAAUCACAAAUUAUCAAAUAUCGAUUUUCCUGAGAUUUAUUUGUUGGAUAAAGGCUACAAGAAUUUUUGGUCGGAUUUGAGAAAUCGAGAUAUUUGUGAACCUUGUGCUUAUAUUUCAAUGCAUUCUCAACAAUAUCGACAUAUUCUUCGACAAUAUGAUCAACAUAAAAGAUCAAAAAGUGUUUGUAAUGAAAAAAGAACCAAGAAAAUUAUACAUUUACAUGUUUUUAGUGAAACACAAGUUGUCAAGGUAAUUAUUAUCAUUUUGUUUGCACUUUCACUUAAUUGUUUCUUUUUUUUUAGAAAAACGAGCUGGCUGAAAAUAAUCCACUGGAGGAUCGAAUUGCUAGAACACCUCGAACUCGACUAUCCUUUGAAUAA